AUGUACGAAGGGAUAGACAACCUGAAAUCCCUUUACGACCGUGCCGGAAAGACUUUCUCCGGCGGUCACUCUGUGGCACAAGAUGUGCCACGUCGUACUGCUCGACCAGACCCCGUGAGUCAAUCAACAGUUGAGAACGGGGCUCCCAAGUAUCCCAGGAUGGGGGAUAACCGCGCCACCGGACGAGGUAACUCGCCCGACGUCCGUUCACGUCGCGGUGGUUCAACAGCCGCUCAAUCAGAUAGCGCUGGCCACCGCGAGAGUCCUACAAAGGAGGUGGAGGAAUUGGGAAAACGCUCUCCAAACUUUAGUGGGGGAGUGCGUUUCCCCGAGAGCCACUUUGAUCGCGUAACGCAAGCGUUGCGCGGCAACCUCGAACAUGAGCGGUACAGGUGUCUCCAACUGGCGGACACUGUCUUCGAAGCAUCGAGCUGA
Molecule: messenger RNA, 435 nt
Organism: Peronospora matthiolae
Lineage: Eukaryota; Oomycota; Peronosporomycetes; Peronosporales; Peronosporaceae
Source: the annotation of a GenBank genome assembly